CGCGCGCGCGCAGAUAUCUCCACGGGCUGCUUUCUUCCGCGCUCUACUACUAGUAACACCUGGUUACCAGGGCAGCACUACUAACUAGUUGCCUGCGCAAUUAUGGGAUGGAUUGCCAUGGCAACAGACCAGACGUCACGAGCUGGAUCUGGGCAUGUGUGUUCCAUUUUCGUCUCUUAUUUUCAGAGCCGAGGAUUUUUGGAUAGACGAGGAGGAGGAAGAGGAGCGACUCCAGACCUCCAGAGAUUUAUUUCUGUUUUUUAGUAAAAAAAAAAAAAAAAAAUAGUGUAAUAAUAUACAAUUAUAUAUAAAUGUAAAAAAAAAAAUCCCCAGUUUUAUUUCAUUUUUUCUAGUCUUCAUCUAGUCCUUCGUUGCUUAACCGGGAGUUUGCACGACUUUUUCCUUUUUUUUCCCCCUCUAACCCCCCUCCCUCCAGGACGCACGGAUGUAAUUUUUGUGCGUGAGGGCGCGCGCGCGUGUGUGUGCAUGCGUGUGUAUGCGUGUGCGUGUGUUAUGCGGUGAAGAUGCCCGGAUCGCUGAGCAACGAGGAAGAGGGCCAAGACGAUUUGGAUUUUGAAGACGACGUGCCAGAUGAGGAUGAGGAGCCGGAACACGUCCGUGUGCCUCUCUCACCUCUGGAACACUUCUUCUCGGACGAUGAUUCGAUCAAGCAGAAGAAAAAGAAAGCCAGCAAGCAGAAAGAAGGCAAGAUGCCUAAAGUGAAAAAGAAGAAGAAGGAGGGCGUCUCCAGCGAGCAUGAGGAUGUGUCAGACAGGGAGGACCAGCGCUCCGGGAGUGAGAGCAGCAGCUACGGGAUGCUAAAGAAGAAAAAGAAGAAGCCGAGAGAAAAGAAGGAGAAGAAGGGGAAGUGGAGGAAGAAGGACGAUGACGAUGAUGAUGAUGAUGACGAUGGAAAUAUGAAGGAACCCAAAUCUUCAAGUCAGCUGAUGGAGGAGUGGGGUCUCGAGGACGUCCAAUACGCGUUCUCUGAGGACGAUUACAAAACCAUCACCAAUUACAAGGCCUUCAGCCAGUUUCUCAGGCCUCUCAUCGCCAAGAAAAACCCCAAAAUCCCAAUGUCCAAGAUGAUGACGGUAUUAGGCGCUAAAUGGCGCGAGUUCAGCGCCAACAACCCUUUUAAAGGCAGUUCGGCGACAGCCGUAGCUGCCGCAGUGGCAGCCGCAGUGGAAACGGUCAACAUCACUCCUUCCAUCUCCAUCAGCAGCGUCCAACAGCUCUCUCCCAUGGGGCAGGUCAAAAAAGCCAAAACCAAAGAGGGCAAGGGGCCGAGUGCAAGGAAGAAGAGCAAGCAGCCAAAGGACACGAAAAAGAAAGCAAAAGCCAAGAAGCCCAAAUUGAAAGCAGGCCAGAGCAGCAAGAGGAAAAAACCCUCCUCUAGCGAGGAUGAUUUCUUAGACGAUUUCUCUGACUUCGAUGACAUCAGCAUUCACAGUGCCUCCGUUCGCUCCGACGCCUCGGGGGUGCCCAAGAAGAAAAUAAAACGAGGACGCAAAAAGAGGAAAAGAGAGGAUGGAGACGGCUACGAGACGGACCAUCAGGACUAUUGUGAGGUGUGCCAGCAGGGCGGUGAGAUCAUUCUUUGUGACACCUGCCCCCGAGCUUAUCACCUUGUGUGUCUCGAGCCCGAGCUGGAGAAAGCCCCCGAGGGCAGAUGGAGCUGCCCUCACUGCGAGAAGGAGGGAAUUCAGUGGGAAGCGAAGGAUGAGGACGAGGAGGAAGAGGAGGCUGCAGGAGAGGAAGAGGACGACCACAUGGAGUUCUGCAGAGUGUGUAAAGACGGUGGAGAGCUGCUGUGCUGUGACACAUGCCCUUCCUCCUACCACAUCCACUGCCUGAACCCUCCUCUGCCCGAGAUCCCUAACGGAGAGUGGCUGUGCCCGCGCUGCAUGUGUCCCCCUCUUAAAGGGAAAGUUCAAAAGAUUCUGCACUGGAUGUGGGGGGAUCCACCUCUACCCCCCGAACCUCUCCCUACUCAGGAUGGUAAGAAGGAUGAUAUACCGGUCAAACCUCCUCUAAAGGGUCGUCCUGAAAGGCUGCUGUUUGUGAAGUGGGCGGGGCUGUCGUACUGGCACUGUUCCUGGGUCAGCGAGCUACAGUUGGAGCUUUAUCACACAGUCAUGUACAGGAACUACCAGCGGAAGAACGACAUGGACGAACCUCCGCCCUUCGACUACGGCUCAGGUGAAGAGGAGCUGAACAACGAGAAGAGGAAGAGCAAAGACCCGCAGUAUGCUGCUAUGGAGGAGCGUUUCUAUCGCUAUGGGAUUAAACCUGAAUGGCUAAUCAUCCACCGGAUCCUCAACCACAGUUUUGACAAAGAUGGAGAUAUUCACUAUUUGAUCAAGUGGAGAGAUUUACCGUACGACCAGUGCACCUGGGAGAUCGACGACUUCGACGUACCCGAAUACGACAGCUUUAAACACGCCUACUGGGACCAUCGAGAGCAAAUGCUGGGUGAAGAUCAUCGUCCCCUAGUGGUGAGAAAAGGAAAAAGACUGAAAGAGGAGUUGAAGAGGCGGGAAGCUCCUCCUGAGACCCCAGUUGUGGAUCCCACUGUUAAAUUCGACCAACAGCCGUGGUUCAUCGAUGCUACAGGAGGAACCCUGCACCCAUACCAGCUAGAGGGUCUGAACUGGCUACGUUUCUCCUGGGCACAGGGAACCGAUACCAUCCUGGCUGAUGAAAUGGGACUGGGCAAGACAGUGCAGACGAUCGUGUUCCUGUACUCGCUCUACAAAGAGGGUCAUUCAAAAGGUCCGUUCCUGGUCAGCGCUCCAUUGUCCACUAUCAUAAACUGGGAGCGGGAAUUUGAGAUGUGGGCUCCGGAUUUUUAUGUAGUGACCUACACGGGCGAUAAAGACAGCCGGGCGGUGAUACGAGAGAACGAGUUCACAUUUGAAGAUAGCGCUGUCAAAUCAGGACGCAAAGUCUUCCGUAUGAAGAAAGAUACACCUGUGAAGUUCCACGUGCUGUUAACCUCAUAUGAGCUGAUCACCAUUGAUCAGGCUAUUCUAGGCUCCAUUGCGUGGGCAUGUUUGGUCGUGGAUGAAGCCCAUAGAUUGAAAAACAACCAAUCUAAGUUUUUCAGAAUUCUGAAUGGCUACAAGAUUUACUACAAGCUGCUCCUAACCGGCACGCCCCUGCAGAACAAUCUGGAAGAGUUAUUCCACCUGCUGAAUUUCCUCACUCCAGAGCGCUUCAAUAAUCUGGACGGCUUUCUCGAAGAGUUUGCUGAUAUUUCUAAAGAAGAUCAGAUUAAGAAGCUGCAUGACCUGUUGGGGCCUCACAUGCUGCGGAGGCUGAAGGCUGACGUCUUCAAGAACAUGCCAGCCAAAACGGAGCUAAUUGUGCGCGUAGAGCUCAGCCCUAUGCAGAAAAAAUACUACAAGUUCAUCCUGACACGGAACUUUGAGGCUCUGAAUUCGAAAGGAGGUGGAAAUCAGGUGUCUCUUCUCAACAUCAUGAUGGACCUGAAGAAAUGCUGCAACCACCCCUACCUGUUCCCAGUGGCAGCUGUGGAAGCCCCAGUGUUACCAAACGGGUCGUACGAUGGGAACCUGCUGGUGAAGUCCUCAGGGAAACUUACUCUGCUUCAGAAAAUGCUCAAGAAGCUCAAAGAUGACGGACAUCGCGUCCUUAUUUUCUCGCAGAUGACAAAGAUGCUGGACCUGUUAGAGGACUUCCUAGAGUUUGAAGGCUAUAAAUAUGAGCGUAUUGAUGGCGGGAUAACCGGAGGACUGCGGCAGGAGGCCAUCGAUCGCUUCAACGCUCCGGGAGCGCAGCAGUUCUGUUUCCUACUGUCUACUCGUGCUGGGGGAUUGGGAAUCAAUCUAGCAACUGCUGACACGGUCAUUAUCUACGACUCUGACUGGAACCCACAUAAUGACAUUCAGGCGUUCAGCCGAGCGCAUCGUAUUGGACAGAAUAAGAAAGUGAUGAUCUAUCGCUUUGUGACGCGGGCGUCAGUGGAGGAGCGGAUUACCCAGGUGGCCAAGCGCAAGAUGAUGCUCACACAUCUGGUGGUGCGUCCAGGCCUGGGCUCCAAAACAGGAUCCAUGUCCAAGCAGGAGCUGGAUGACAUCCUGAAGUUUGGCACAGAGGAGCUUUUUAAAGAUGAUGUGGAAGCUAUUGGCGACAGUAAGGAAGGAGAGGAAGGCAAUGUGAUCCACUACGAUGAUAAUGCCAUCUCCAAGCUGCUGGACCGCAGUCAGGACGCCACUGAGGACACUGAGAUCCAGAACAUGAACGAGUACCUCAGCUCCUUUAAGGUGGCCCAGUAUGUGGUGCGGGAGGAGGACGGAGAGGAGGAGGUGCAGAGGGAGAUCAUUAAACAAGAGGAGAACGUGGAUCCCGACUACUGGGAGAAACUCCUGCGGCAUCAUUACGAGCAGCAGCAGGAGGAUUUGGCACGCAAUCUGGGGAAGGGCAAGCGCAUCCGCAAGCAGGUCAACUAUAACGACACGUCUCAGGAGGACCAAGAAUGGCAGGACGACCUUUCAGACAAUCAGUCAGAAUACUCGGUGGGAUCCGAGGAUGAGGAUGAAGAUUUCGAGGAGAGACCUGAAGGGGGACGGCGACAGUCUCGCAGGCAGCUGAAGAGCGACCGGGACAAACCGCUGCCUCCACUGCUAGCUAGAGUAGGAGGAAACAUAGAGGUACUUGGUUUUAACGCACGCCAGAGAAAGGCCUUCCUGAACGCUAUCAUGCGCUGGGGUAUGCCUCCUCAAGACGCCUUCAACUCCCAUUGGCUGGUCCGGGACCUGAAGGGGAAAACCGAAAAAGAGUUCAGAGCGUAUGUUUCGCUGUUCAUGAGGCACCUGUGUGAGCCGGGAGCGGACGGCGCGGAGACAUUUGCGGAUGGCGUGCCCAGAGAGGGUCUCUCUCGGCAACACGUCCUUACCCGGAUCGGAGUUAUGUCUCUUGUGAGGAAAAAGGUUCAGGAGUUUGAGCAUGUAAAUGGCAAAUACAGCACUCCAGAUUUGAUUCCUGCAGGCCUGGAGCUGAAGAAGCUCACAGAGAGUCUCUCCUCAGACCCAAACACCCCUGUACCAGCCAGUCCUGCUCCGACUCAGCCCAGCACCCCAGUACCAUCAGACAAACCUGAAAGUGGUCCCGUUCCUCCAGAAGAUAAAGACAGUGCUGAGCAUGAGAACAUGAAAGCAGCUGAGUCUGAGACAUGCAAAGAAUCCGAGUCCUGUCUUCAAAAGACGCGCGAGAGUGAAGAACUAAAAAGCAGUGGCGCUGAGCAGAAAUCAAACGAAGACUGCGAGAAAAAAGAUGACUCGUCUCCCGAAAUGGAUCCUUUGACCAACCAAACGCAAACAGUGGGCAAGCAGAACGAAAUGUCAGCCAAUCAAACGUCGCCAACAGGACAGCAAAGUAAAGACUUGGAGAACCCCGUGGAGAAAACGGAAAAAGAUGCUUCUUCUGCCGUGAAGUUGGAGGACAAAGAACCAAAACAUGCUGCUCCCCAUGAGCCCAAAUCGGAGGAUGUCACUGAGAGUCAGCUGAACGGAGAGAAAGAAACAAGGGACGAGGUGGAUGAGAACCAAAAAGAUGAAAAGAAUGGCGCUAAGGCACGCUUCAUGUUCAACAUCGCAGACGGAGGCUUUACAGAGUUACACACUCUAUGGCAAAAUGAAGAACGUGUCGCUGUGUCAUCCGGUAAGAUGUACGACAUCUGGCACCGGCGCCAUGACUACUGGCUUUUGGCUGGCAUCGUAACUCACGGCUAUGCGCGCUGGCAGGACAUCCAGAACGACCCGCGCUAUGCCAUACUCAAUGAGCCCUUCAAGACUGAGAUGAACAAAGGCAACUACCUGGAGAUGAAAAACAAGUUCCUGGCACGGAGGUUCAAGCUGUUGGAGCAGGCUCUUGUGAUUGAAGAGCAGUUAAGGCGGGCAGCUUACCUGAACAUGACGCAGGAUUCCACACACCCAGCCAUGGCUCUUAACACACGUUUUGCUGAGGUUGAGUGUCUAGCCGAGUCACAUCAGCACCUCUCUAAAGAGUCUCUGGCAGGAAACAAACCGGCUAAUGCCGUACUACACAAAGUGCUGAAUCAGCUGGAGGAACUGCUGAGUGAUAUGAAGGCGGACGUGACAAGGUUGCCAUCCAUGCUCUCCCGAAUCCCUCCUGUAUCCGCUCGGCUCCACAUGUCUGAGAGGAGCAUCCUGAGUAGGCUUACCAACCGUGAGCCUCAGCCUCAGCAGCCUUUCCCACAGGGAUCUUUUGCCUGUUCUUCAAUGUACAGCAACAGUUUUGGUGGAGGAUUUCGAGGUCCUCCUGGAGCUGCCAUGGUUAACUACAGCCAGAUGCCGCUGGGGCCGUACGUUAGUGUGUCCUCAAAUGGUCCCCCAGCACCAAGCAGCCACAUGGACAAGAAGUCCAGUGAGGUUUUGAGAGACAUGUCUCCACCCGACCUCAAAUCCAGCAAACCCUCGGACGUCAUCUGCAUCGAAGACUAGCCCUGAUCCUAAUCAGUUCUCUUUCUCUCUCUUAGAUAAAAUCGAACAUUAUUGUGGAACAUUCCCUUGACUAUACAGAUAAAACUACUCUUAUGAAUUGCACUUUGUCUCUCGCGUGUGCGCUUGUGAGUUGAUCAGUAUUCCUCUGCUUCUGUUUUUUUCGUUUAAUUUCUGUGGUCUAUGGAAAGAGAGAGAGAGAGAGAGAGAGAGAGAGAUCUGAGGAUAGUGUGAAACAAGGAUGCUCUUUUCCUUUUGUGGAUCUUUAAAAACUGUUGUUUCUGGAAUUUUUGAGACGCUAUCUUUUUUCCCCUCCAACACCAGAAACUUUUACUGGUGCCUGAAUGUGAGCAACAUCUAGAGGCUCUUCUUGUGUACUGCACCUGGAAGAAUUAAGAUGGUCAUGUGACCCUAAUGCUAGUUAUGUAUGAUGCUGCUUGCACUGCACUGUAUAGUGGUUAAAGGCAUUUUUGGAGAUGAUGGGAUAUAAAAUGGAUAUAACCCCCGUUUUAUGUGCACUAUAACAGUUUUUGAGUGCAUCAUAAGAAUUAUUCAGCCAUAACAAGGAAUUAUUAAUGUUACAUCCACAGUCCUGUCAGGAUUUUUUUUAUUGUUUUUGCUUAACAGCAUCAUAUAAAUGAAAAUGUUACUUGGUGAUAUGAACAUAAAUAUUUAAUCAUAAGCAAGGAUCCUGACAGGAGCUGAAUUUCUUAUUCAUUAACUAUAAAAUAUCUGCAGCACUUUUGUCAUAUUUAAGGAUUUCUGAUUCCCGGGAACAUUGGUUCUGCAGUAUUAUGAGCGUAUAUUAUAACAGUUAAUUAGGAUUUGUUUUUCUUUAUUUGGCUGUACAAGUGUUAAAUCAAGUUUUGAAUAAGCUGGGGUCAUAUUACAGAAAAAAAAAAAGAAACGUCCUAGAUUAGAAUCUUCGAUAAGGUUGAGUUUUUCCCCUCAUGCGAACUUGUUUAAUUUUGCAGUUCAAAGACUAUUAUGUAAUUUAAAUAUCAUUUUAUCUCAAAUUAUGAAAUCCUGAAAUAACUAUUAAUCAUUAAUUAAAAUAAUAAUUUUUAAUUAAUAAUUAAAAACCAGUAAUCAUCUUAAGUGUAGUGUAACUAUAAAUUAGGGUUGCAAAUUUUGCAUAUUUUUCUCAACGAAUCAUUGACAAGUUAACAAUCAAUACUUGAUUAAUUAAUUAACAGAUUUCUAUUUUAACUUAACAACUAAUCUAGCCCGACAUAUAAAUAUGUAAGACAAAAUAAUGAAGCCCAAAUACUUUGAACAAACAGGAUAUUAAAUAAAUGAAUGAUUAAAUAAGUAGAUAAAUGAAUUAAUAAGUAAUUAAAAAAAAUGCUGUUAAAUAUAGUGAUCUUGUUUCUCUGAUCUCAUUCAAACAUGAUGCACCUACAAACAAUGUAUUGCACAUUGUGUAAAAUGCAUUUGUGAUUGCGCCCUCUUGUGGUGUAAAAGAUAUAUGAAGUGAGAUACAGAGAAAUAUUUCGCAAAACCAACACUUUUAAUCGGUUAAAAAACAGCAAUCAACCGAUUAAUGAAUAACAUCCCUACUAUAAAUGUAACAGUAUGUGAUAAAAAUACAAUAUUUUAUUCUUUAAUAAAUACAAAUUUUAACUGAUAGCGAUAGAUAAAACAUAAUUUUAUUAUUUUAUAACUCUUAGUGUUUUAUUCUUUACAAACUC
Molecule: messenger RNA, 8176 nt
Organism: Clarias gariepinus (North African catfish)
Lineage: Eukaryota; Metazoa; Chordata; Actinopteri; Siluriformes; Clariidae
Gene: chd5
Product: chromodomain helicase DNA binding protein 5
Exons: 40
Coding region: 525-6488 (1987 amino acids)
Biological process (GO): chromatin remodeling; negative regulation of transcription by RNA polymerase II
Cellular component (GO): NuRD complex; chromatin; nucleus
Molecular function (GO): chromatin binding; ATP binding; DNA binding
Source: RefSeq, a predicted model, not a curated record